Aspergillus calidoustus is the source of this 1224-nucleotide messenger RNA. Lineage: Eukaryota; Fungi; Ascomycota; Eurotiomycetes; Eurotiales; Aspergillaceae. The record is from the annotation of a GenBank genome assembly.
AUGGUCUCCGACCAGUCUCCCAGCAUUACCGCGGUGUCAUGGGUCUUUGGUGGGCUGUCCGUCCUGAUGGUCGGCGUCCGACUGUACACCAGAGUCCUUGUGACUCGACAGCGGGGAUGGGAUGACUUUUGGAUUGCAUUGGCCCUGGCAAACGCACUCGUCUGCUCGGCCCUGGUAGAAGUCGGCAUACACUACGGCCUAGGAAAACAUACAAACGACAUUCCCGAUGCGGAGGACCGAAUCCAGGCUGCAAAGUACACCGUGAUUGCGCCCAACUUCUCAAUUGCCAGCACGACGACGGGAAAGCUCUCCGUCGCAGUCUUUCUCCUCCGCCUCAUGGGACCGUCUGCCACCACCGCCCAGCGCUGGUCGCUUUACAUCCUCACCGUGAUCUCAAUAAUACUCAACACCCUCGCGGUCAUAGCUGUGGCCGGGUUCUGUCGGCCAGCCGAGAAGAUCUGGAGGCCCUCGGUGCACGGGUCCUGCUUUCCACCCAUGUACCAGCUUAUACUCGGGACGACGCAGGCAGCAUUCAAUGGCGUUGCUGAUCUCUUUUUGGCUAUUUUUCCCAUUUGGAUUUUUUACAAGGUGCAGCUUCUGCUGGCCAAGAAGAUCGGUAUCUUGGUUAUUCUAGGCGCGGGUAUAUUUGCGGCAGCAGCGACGUUUGUCAAGUGCGUCCUGCUCAAGAACCUCCCCGAACACGCAGACAUAACCUGGUCUUGGGCGCCUAUCACCACAUGGUAUACAAUCGAGAUGUACGUGAUAAUAAUGUGCGCAACGCUCCCGACCCUCCCACAAGCCUACACAUCCAUCCUCCGCAAACGCAGCACAUACUACAACACAUCUCACGAGCGCUCCGCCAAGUCGGGUGGAUCAAAAAACACACCCAUCCGCCUGCAACCCAUCGAUCCCGAUGCCUCCCUCUUCGAAACCGUUGCCGAGCCCCGCCGAUCGCAAAAUUCGGGCUCGAGCCGUGAAAAUAUCCUCGACCAUAAGAAGCUAGACAUCAAGAAGACAACGGAGGUUCGUGUGACGCAGGAGAGGAGACGGGCCGAUGGGGAUCAAGAGGGGGAUCGGUAUUUCCCGCGCCAGAAUCCGUUUCGGCCCAAGAGGGUAGAUGCCGGGUUUAGGGGGAGUACUUAAUGCCCUCCAGUGUUCUUCUCAGAGGGGUUUGGGUUGUAUUUUGGCGCACCCUAAGGUCAGGCCAAAUAUCUAUGUAUCAGC